CAACAUAAUGUUCCAGUGAUGUGCGUUGUUGGCACCAUCUCAGCCCCUCGAGAAGUUCAUGGGAAAAAGCUGCUGGGGGGAAGGACCUGAGUGGAGAGGACAGCAGAGGAGCUUUUCACCAGGAGAGAAUGGAGGCAACUGCGUCCUGUGUGUGGAGUUAGGAGAGAUGACAGCUCCAUCUGAAGUUGAAUAAGCCUUUUUUUCAGCAGUUUGAGCAGAGUGGAUGUGAGGGACUUGCCACAGCUGCUUGGGGAAUCUGCUGGAUGCUUGUGAACGUGUUGGAGGUGAGGAGGCUGAGCUCAGCGGUUGCCAGGCUGCAGCUAUGGUUGUUGAGGUGAGGUUUCCUCCCUCCUCAUCAGUGACCUCGCCGUUUGUCUCACCAUGCCGGACGUCUCCGCCGCCUUCAUCCUCUACAUCGUCCUGGAGCUGCUGAUCGCUGUGUUCUCCGUGCUGGGCAAUGUGCUGGUCUGCUGGGCCGUGUGCCUCAACAGCAACCUGCAGACCAUCACCAACUUCUUUGUGGUGUCGCUGGCGGUGGCCGACAUCGCCGUGGGCGUCCUGGCCAUUCCCUUCUCUGUCGUCAUCAGCACCGGCUUCUGCUCCAACUUCUAUGGCUGCCUGUUCAUCGCCUGCUUUGUGCUGGUCCUCACCCAGAGCUCCAUCUUCAGCCUGCUGGCCAUCGCUAUAGACCGCUACAUUGCAAUCAAGUUACCGCUCAGGUACAACAGCUUGGUGACGGGCCAGCGGGCACAAGGCAUCAUCGCCAUCUGCUGGGUUUUAUCCAUCAUCAUCGGUCUGACCCCCAUGAUGGGCUGGCACAAGCGUUUCCAGAAUGACAACAGCACCUGCCCGCCUGGCCUGAUGAAGUGCCUGUUUGAGGAGGUGGUAGUCAUGGAGUAUAUGGUCUACUUUAACUUCUUUGCUUGCGUACUGAUUCCCCUGCUGCUGAUGCUGGCCAUCUACCUGUGUAUCUUCAUGGCCGCUCGCCACCAGCUCAAGCUGAUCGAGGUGAAAGCAGUUCAUGGAGAGAAGUCGCGCUCCACACUGCAGAAAGAGGUCCAGGCUGCCAAGUCUCUAGCCAUCAUUGUUGGGCUGUUUGCAGUCUGCUGGCUGCCGUUACACAUCAUCAACUGCUUCACCCUCUUCUGCCCUCAGUGUGAGCGCCCCCCGCUCUGGAUCAUGUACGUGGCCAUUAUUCUCUCCCACGGCAACUCUGUGGUCAACCCCUUCAUCUACGCUUACCGCAUUCGGGAAUUCCGACAAACCUUCCGGAGGAUUAUCCGGCGUCACAUCCUGGGCCAGCGGGAGCUGUUUGAGAGUGGCAGCAGUAUGCGCAACUCCAUUCACAACAGCAUCACUGACUCCAUCAGACUCAAGGCAAACGGCCUAAGCUUUGACCUUUUCACUGAACACAGCAGCAGUAGCUGUGAAAGCUCCUACAACUGCCCUACUUCCAUCUCUCCUGUAGGGGGCGGUCUGGUGGCAGUAUCCCACCCCCCUCUGUCAGUCAUCAUCUCCAACUGUCCGAAAAUGGGCCCUUGUCCAAUGCAAACCCUCAGACAGACUCAAAUCCCCAUAGGUCAUCAUCGACAGCAUGCGGAGCAGCAUGACUGUACUGGACCAGAAGUGGUGGAAGAUAAGGACAAGCAGAAACUCGGCGCUGCCCAGGUCACAUCGCUGUUCGACAAACAGAACAAUAAGAGUUGCUUUACUGAGCUGGCAAAGAUGUCCUGACGUAGGCCCACGAGGGACCCCUCACUAGUAUUCAGGAGCCUUGCAGUGAAAUGUCAACCUCAUCUGCAACUUUCAAAGGAUCAGGAUAAGUCCCAAUCCACAGAAAUGGGAGCACUGUGAACAGAUAACAGACAACCAAUGUUACUGAGAUUUAAACUUAAAUCUCUACUGUUAAGUGACUUUUUAAUUUAAACCAGACGAAAAGUCUAAAUCACUGCUAGUGGGCCAAAGAUGUUGUGCGGCUUCGCCACAUGACCAAGCGUGGUUUUCUGAGCAACCGACCCUUCCGUGUUUAAGGUGCAGGCACUUCACUCAUCUGUAAUGACUCUGCAUUCGUUUCAACAAAGAAGUUGCUAAAUGCUUUUGUUCAGUACAAAUGCACUUUGACCAGUCAAAUGGCCUGACCCACCAAAGAUCAGCUAUUAUGGACAGAAGGGACAGUAUGGACCUUGGUUGUUGCCUUCACAGGGUGUUUAACGGCAGGUUGAACUAAUAUACCACAGUGUGUGUCUACAUUUCAUCCUGCCAUUUCUGGUCUGAAUGGGCCUUUGGCUGAAGACAAAAACGUAUAAUAUUAAAUUAUUGAGUGUUUUCAGGGAUAUGGACAUAAACGCACUCUGAUGGAUUUCACCUUAUACCACUACCAUGGAUCAUGGGCAUCAUGGGAGGAUUAUUUCUUAUGCAGUAGUGCACCAUAAUUUGCACCAUUUUUAGAUUCACCCUAUCCUGAGGACCUGCUUAGAAACGUUCACGCUCAUCUGCAAAAGUUAAAUAUUUUUCACAUUCGGACUAUUCCAUUGUAAUUCAGCUUCAUGGCAGUGAUGUACAUAUCUUCCAGUUUUGUCAUGGCUCCCUGCGGACCCCAUGCUGUUUCUAACUGGACUGAAAAGCUAAAACUUUAAUCAGUGACACAUGGGUUCAUGUUUGCAUUAAUAAUCAUAUAUUUCACACUUUUAAAAAGCAAAAGCCCCAAAGUUGGUAAUGUAGUGCUGAAAUGUAAUCUUGUUUUAUAAUUGCUCACUGUGACAAUGUGACUUGAUUGUAUUCUUAUUUAAGUUAUGUUCAUGUAAAUGUUGAUUUCUGAGAUAGUUUGAUGACUGAUGGGAAAUGUUUUGAAGAGGAUUGUAAAUGAUUAGACUAGAAGUUGUGUUUUUUCCCAUUGAAUUCAUCCUCAGUCCAGUGCAGCUAUUGCCUUCUGUGUUCUCUCGACAGGCUAUCACAGAAUCCUGUCUUUCAAUAAAUCCUUUUACAUUUUCAAAGUGUACUUACUGUAUUUGUGUUCAGCAGUGGCCACAAAAUGUCCCCAGCCAUUACUCAGUAGCUGUGGAACCCCUCCAGGCUUACCAUUGGACUUUCACCAAGCAGGGUCAUGUUUCAUAUCAGAUCUAGAAGUCUAUAGAACUGAAUCAGAGAUCUGGUUUGCUCAUUCUGGGAAAUGGUUAGUUAAGCAGUCAAACUAUCUUUAGAGUUCUUUAUUUUCCCAGCUUUUAUCGCAAAUCCCCUGGGAGUUCAGGUUACAGGGCACAGGACCCACUUCUUUUUGAAAGCUUCCCCAGGGAGCUUUAGUGCUUUUUUAAAGAUUCACCGCAGAGACCUCCCGAGUCCUCGUGCUCGGCUGCUGUCCUUUGUGGCAAUAUCUUGUCUCCUCAGCUGGGUCACAUCAAGGUUAUAAUCCAAACUUAAUGCAACUUUAUUGCCAUUGAAAAAGAGCCAUGGAUGUGUGUGUUUUGUUGAAAGCUGCUUUAAUCUAUAUUUUAUAUUAAAGGAAUAGUUUGACAUUUCUGGAAAUUUGCUUAUUUGUUUUUUUUGCUGAGUAAGAGGACAAGAUUAGUAGCAUCAGCUUAGCUUAGCAUAAAGACUGGAAAGAGAGGAACACAGCUAGCUUGGCUCUGUCCAAAGGCAAAAACAUCCACAAGCAGAAUGAAUCAUCCACAAGCAGAAUGAAUCCCACUCAACGUUUAUUUAACGUUAAUCCGUAGAAAAAAUGGAAAUUUAUGGCAAACUUAUUGACACCCAGUAUUACAGAGCAACAUUAGCAUUUAACUGCAUUUCAAUAUUCACUCUUUUUGGUCUCUACCAAGUCCUGAAUGUUCACCAGCGAGUGGGUGCUAACUGCUGAGCAGGUAGUGUACAGAGGUUUUUUUUUU
Molecule: messenger RNA, 3881 nt
Organism: Morone saxatilis (striped sea-bass)
Lineage: Eukaryota; Metazoa; Chordata; Actinopteri; Moronidae
Gene: adora2aa
Product: adenosine A2a receptor a
Biological process (GO): G protein-coupled adenosine receptor signaling pathway; adenylate cyclase-activating G protein-coupled receptor signaling pathway
Cellular component (GO): membrane
Molecular function (GO): G protein-coupled adenosine receptor activity
Source: RefSeq, a predicted model, not a curated record